Messenger RNA from Capsicum annuum, 549 nucleotides. RefSeq names its product agamous-like MADS-box protein AGL29. Gene Ontology annotation, molecular function: protein dimerization activity; DNA-binding transcription factor activity, RNA polymerase II-specific; RNA polymerase II cis-regulatory region sequence-specific DNA binding. The transcript has a single exon. The record is from RefSeq and is a predicted model, not a curated record. Lineage: Eukaryota; Viridiplantae; Streptophyta; Magnoliopsida; Solanales; Solanaceae. Gene Ontology annotation, biological process: regulation of transcription by RNA polymerase II. The coding region runs from base 1 to 549 and encodes 182 amino acids.
AUGUCAAAAAGAAAGUAUCUAGGGCAUCGGAAGAUUCCUGUGGAGAAAAUAGAAAAUGAAACUACUCGACUUGUAACAUUCUCAAAGCGUAAGUCAGGUUUAUACAAAAAAGUAAGCAAGCUGGUUGAGAAAUACGAUGUUAAUGUGGGAAUAAUAUCAUAUUCUCCCAAUGGUAAGCCUUACUCGUUUUUUCACCCUACAUUGGACUCUGUUAUUGGUAGUUUUGUAAGUCCAGAUACACAGCCAAGUGUAGAUAGUGGCAUCGUUGCUGUAAAUGCACGGAUCAAAGUGACGGAGCGACGAGGUCAGCUUGACAACCUUGAUAUCGUAGAAAAGAUUAUAUCUAAUCAGACACCCGACGCGAAUGACAUGGAAAAUUUGUGGGAAUACAUCGAUAAUGUCAAUAAAGAGGAUGUGAAAAGACUUGAAGAAUGGUUGGAUCUUGUUGAUCUAAAGUUGAACCAUAAAUUGAUGGUGUUGGAAAAUGGUGUUGCUUUUUCAACACAAGCCCCUCCAAAUAAUGCUUAUCAAGCAUAUAGUGGUUUCUAA